Cimex lectularius (bed bug) is the source of this 1535-nucleotide messenger RNA. RefSeq names its product eukaryotic translation initiation factor 2 subunit 2 (gene eIF2beta). Gene Ontology annotation, biological process: formation of cytoplasmic translation initiation complex; formation of translation preinitiation complex; translational initiation. The record is from RefSeq and is a predicted model, not a curated record. Bases 256 to 1215 code for a protein of 319 amino acids. Gene Ontology annotation, molecular function: mRNA binding; translation initiation factor binding; translation initiation factor activity. The transcript is spliced from 7 exons. NCBI's taxonomy places the organism in Eukaryota, Metazoa, Arthropoda, Insecta, Hemiptera, Cimicidae. Gene Ontology annotation, cellular component: eukaryotic translation initiation factor 2 complex.
GUUUUUUUCGUUUGAAUUUAAAAAAUACGGAUUUCAUUUUAUAAACGAGUCGUUUGUUUUUGAGUUUUUUUUUUUAGUCAGCUUUCCUUUCUCGCAAAAGGGUCAACACUGAAAAUUCCUAGGUUGGUUAUUCGGCUGAUGCAAUAUUCCUGGUACCGUUUUGGCGAUUGAUAGGUUUUCGUGUUCGAAAGUGUUUAUUUAAUGUUUAUAAAUCGUUUAUAUUGAUUUAUAAGAGAGUGAAAUACAAGUUUUGUGAUGGCGGAAGACGAGAUUUUCGAUCCCAACUUGAAGAAGAAAAAGAAGAAGAAGAAGGCCUUCGACAACUCCGUCCUGACGGACGGCGCCCCGGCCGAGUCGGGGGAGAAGAAUGAGACCGCCCCGGAUAAGGAGAAUCAGGAGCCCUCUCGCCCUGAAAACGAAGUCGAGCAGGAUGAGAGUUUAGACUUGGAAUCUUUUGGAACGAAGAAGAAAAAGAAGAAGAAGGCGACUUUUAACCUAACAGAUCUUGAACAUGCUCUUCCUGAUGGGACUAACAACAAAUCUUCAGCUCCCAAUGAGACCACUGAAGAAAACAUUGAGGAAUUUGACUUAGACAUGGACUUUUCUUUAGCAAAGAAAAAGAAGAAGAAGAAAAAGGAUUUAGAAGAGCUAGUUGCCGAAGAAGAAAAAAUCCGAAUAGAUGACAAAGAAGCAGAAAAUGAGAGUCAAAAGUGGGUGGGCACCGACCGUGAUUAUACAUACGACGAAUUGCUAACAAGAGUUUUUGAUAUAAUGAGAGAUAAAAAUCCUGAAAUGAUAGCCGGAAAGAAAGCGAAGUUUGUCAUGAGACCCCCGCAGGUUGUAAGGAUAGGAACAAAGAAGACGUCUUUUGCCAACUUUACUGAAAUUUGCAAAACAUUGCAUAGAACUCCGAAACAUUUACUCGAUUUUCUCUUGUCUGAGCUCGGAACCAGCGGUUCAGUCGACGGUAACAGUCAACUGAUUAUUAAAGGUAGAUUUCAACAGAAGCAAAUAGAAAAUGUGUUAAGGCGAUAUAUUAAAGAAUAUGUGACAUGUCAUACAUGUCGCUCACCCGACACUAUCCUUCAAAAAGACACUAGACUGUUUUUCCUUCAGUGUGAAUCAUGUGGUUCGAGAUGCUCCGUAGCAAGUAUUAAGUCUGGUUUCCAGGCUGUAACGGGUAAACGUGCGGCAAUAAGAGCAAAAACAACAUAGAUAUUUUUUAUUUUGUUUGUGAAAGUAAAGGUAUCUGUUUUAAUUUUUUUUUAAAUUAUGUCAUGUCCCUUUGCAUACAAUUAUACAAAUGAUAUAUGAAUUACACUUUGAUUUGGCCAUUUCAGUUAGCAAACUAAUAACCCAAGUUUAAAAAAAAAACGUGUAUUUACAAUUAUUUCAAAACUGGUUGUGUACAUUUGUUAUAUAUUAAUAUAAUUACCUAUAAUAAUUAGCUUAAAUUUUUACAAUGAAUAGUUUUAUAUUAAAACAAUGCAAUUUAUAUGAGUCUUGUCAAAAUAAAGCUCAUUUUACGAGAGAAA